ACUUUGAGCAGGGGGUUGGACUAGAUGAUCUCCUGAGGUCCCUUCCAACCCUGAUAUUCUAUGAUUCUAUGCCAGUAAUUGACUUCUGACUUUGUUUGGAGAGGGGAAUGGGUUCAAUGUCCUUUAUGUGAGAAUCAAUAAUGUUCUAUGCCUGUUGCUGUGACUUUGGCCAAUAAUCAAGCAAGGGCUCCCACGUUUUUCCAAAAAAAACACAGGCUGUAUUAAACAUUAACAGAACCAACCUGCUCAGAAGGCUCCUGUUGCAGAGGGCUUGCUUUUCCCUCGCCUCUGGUGAAGGCCUUGUGGAUUACAGCAUGGGAAGAUUGACCAGGAAGAACGCUGAUGAUCCCAGGAAGAAGCCUCUCUUUGUUCUUGCUGCUGUCUUGUUGCUCAGCUCAGCAUGUGCAGGGCAUGAGACCUAUGUCCCAGCGCAGCCCUGCUCUGACUUUCAGACUGCAAGCUUCUUACAGGGCAUGAAACUUAAGGUCCAGUUUCUUCUGUUCACCUCCUCAAACCCCAGCUGUGGGCAGCUGAUAUCACCUGGCGAUGGCAUCAAGAACUCCAGCUUCAAUACUAGCCUGGACACCAAGAUAAUAAUUCAUGGCUUCACAGCACUGGGCAAAAAGCCCUCCUGGAUCAAUGGACUCAUGGGUGCAUUAUUCCGAGCUGCCAAGGUGAAUGUGGUCGCAGUUGACUGGGUUAAUGGAGCUACAAGAACCUACCCUGGUGCUGUGGAAAAUGUCAUAGAGCUGAGCAUAAAGAUCUCUCUUUUCAUCAGCAAGUUGCUGAAACUCGGAGUGUCAAGGACAUCUAUCCACCUCAUUGGGGUGAGCCUUGGAGCACAUGUUGCAGGUCUGGUGGGGCAGUUCCAUGGAGGCCAGCUGGGAAGGAUUACAGGGCUGGAUCCUGCGGGGCCCAAGUACACAAAAGCCGGCCGUGAGGAGCGCCUGGAUCCUGGAGAUGCUCUCUUUGUGGAAGCCAUUCACACCGAUACAGACAGUUUUGGUAUCCGGAUUCCUGUAGGCCAUAUUGAUUACUUCAUCAAUGGAGGCAAAGACCAGCCUGGAUGCCCCCGGUUCACCUCAUUAGGGUAUAACUAUCUGAUCUGUGAUCACAUGAGGGCGAUACAGCUCUAUGUCAGUGCCCUGGAGAAUUCCUGUCCUUUGAUGGCGUUUCCAUGCUCAAGUCAUGAAAAUUUCCUUGCUGGCCACUGCCUGGACUGUAGCAAUCCUUUCCUGCUCUCCUGUCCCAGAAUAGGGCUGUUGGAGCGCGGUGGAGUCAGCAUGGCAAAGCUCCCCAAGGAGAUGAAGGUUUACUUGGUGACUGCCUCCUCAGCCCCGUACUGCAUGUACCACAGCCUGGUGGAGUUUCACUUGCAGCAGAACAGAAGCUUGGUCACCAAACUUGAGAUCACCUUCCGCAGCAGCAACUCUACAGCCAGCGUGAAGAUCACCAUGUGA
Chrysemys picta bellii (western painted turtle) is the source of this 1460-nucleotide messenger RNA. It is a transcript of the gene PLA1A, whose product is annotated as phospholipase A1 member A. The record is from RefSeq and is a predicted model, not a curated record. Gene Ontology annotation, molecular function: lipoprotein lipase activity. Gene Ontology annotation, biological process: triglyceride catabolic process; fatty acid biosynthetic process. NCBI's taxonomy places the organism in Eukaryota, Metazoa, Chordata, Testudines, Emydidae.